Molecule: messenger RNA, 6278 nt
Organism: Sitophilus oryzae (rice weevil)
Lineage: Eukaryota; Metazoa; Arthropoda; Insecta; Coleoptera; Curculionidae
Product: PDZ and LIM domain protein Zasp-like
Exons: 16
Coding region: 179-5302 (1707 amino acids)
Biological process (GO): actin cytoskeleton organization; muscle structure development; heart development
Cellular component (GO): Z disc; adherens junction; filamentous actin
Molecular function (GO): actin binding; muscle alpha-actinin binding
Source: RefSeq, a predicted model, not a curated record
AUCGCAUAGGCGGCGCUACCGGUCGUCUCGCGGCCACUUUUUCAAACGCCAAUACGCGCUGUCCAAAUACCAUCAAAACCCGCAAGUUUCGCGUAAAAAGUGAUCCGCAGCAACGGUUAUCAGUGCGUCUCUCGAAAAAAAAACACACCGGUGAAGCAAGGGAAAAACAGCGAGAAAAAUGGCAAACUUGAUGACGGUGCGCUUGAACAAGGCGGAUUCCCCGAACUGGGGGUUCAGAUUGCAGGGAGGAAAGGAUUUCGGGACACCUUUAGUUAUCCAGAAAGUAAACGGCGGAUCACCAGCAGAACGCGCUGGACUAAUAGCAGGAGACUCAGUAAUUAAGAUAAAUAAUGUAGAUGUAUAUAAUUUAUUGCACAAAGAAGCACAAGAUGUCAUUGUAAGGUCGGGAUUAAAUUUCGAUAUGGUCAUUCAAAGAGGUGGUUCGACGUGGAAGCCUGCGGUCAUCCCGACCGGACAAGUACCUAAACCGAAUCCAGCAGUAUCCAAACUCAGUCCUGUCACGAAGACAUCGCUAGCGGCGCAACCCGGUGAGAACAUCGGGGCUAUCGGAACUGGACACAACUUGUCGGCCAAGCCUUUUGCUCCUCAGGUCAACGGUGCUGUUAAUGGUAACUCCAACAAACUAAUAAAUAAACAAUACAACACUCCAAUAAAACUAUAUUCGGAAGACGCGAUAGCAGAAACUCUUUCGGCUCAAACAGAAGUUUUAUCAACAGGUGCAUUAGGUGUUAAUUUUAAGAAAAAUGAAAAAGACUACGAUGCAACUAACAGUGCCGUCUACCGUAUGCUCAAAGAAGCAGAGAAUGAUCCGGAACAAUCAGUAAAUGAUUCAGUAAAUCGUACUCAAAACUUUGCGAAUUACAACCACCCACUGGCCGAAAGAAAACCGAACUGUCAUCCUACUAGUCCUACGCCGACGGCGUCGUCUGACAGCUGUCAAAAACCCCUUGAGAACGCCACGAUUUGCACAGAUUGCGAAAGAGUAAUCGUAGGUGUUUUUGUAAGAAUCAAAGACAAGAAUUUGCACGUUGAGUGCUUCAAGUGUGCCACUUGCGGUACUUCUUUGAAAAACGUUGGGUACUACAAUAUUAAUAAUAAACUUUAUUGUGAUAUUCAUGCCAAGUCAGCAGCAAUUGCAAUAAACAAUCCUGCAGCCGUUCCUGUUACUAUUCCUCCUGGUGGUAAAGCUCCUGUAAGUGCUAUCUCAGCUGCACUUUCGAGUCACUCCUUGCCAUCACCAUCUCCGUUAUCUCCAAAACUACCAACUUACGCUCCAUCAUAUCCCCCACCUGCGGAAGAACCAAUAGCCACACCUCCAGCUGACGUAGCUUCGAAGCCUUUCGCACCAUCACCGCAGUUAAAUUCUACAGCUCCAUCUAGCGAACCUAACCCUAACAUUUCCAGUAACACAUCUCUGUAUAAUCCUUCCGCUCCUCUAUCUUUCAGUAAAUUUAUUAACAAGUCGGCAGCCUCAUCUGGACCCAAACCGUUCUCCAGUGUCAGUGCUCCACUCUCUCCUGGAGGCACUUUACCCAGAGCUGCACCUCUAUCUCCACAGAGCAACUUUAACAGAGCUCCUCUAUCUCCACCAUCUGCACCAUCUUACAGUUCUUACAGUCCUGCCUCAACAGCUGGGCGCAGCACUAGCAUUGUUUGGCCUCCCCAGCAAGACUCCGACCUCCCCACAGCUUGUCCCUUAUUUUACCCUCCUCCCUCCAAAGUUGAGACUGAACUUGUAGAGAAAAGAAAAAAACAAUCAAAGUUUGAAAGCGAGUACUUCAGCGAAGAGCUCGAAGACGUCAAUAUGGACGAAACUACUUCGUUUUACUCCGAAGAAUUAUGUUUCUCAGGUAGAAGAAGCGCUGUGGAGUGCGUAGAAUUACUCUCUGAUACUUUAGACACGCAAAAACUUGUAGAAAAUGUGAUAAAGUCUUCUCCGAUGCUUGCUACUCCGUCUCUAGAUAUCGGUAAGAAAGUCGAAACUUGCAAGGAGACUUGCACCAAAGCCAGAUGUAUAGAAAAUAUAGAAGCUUGCGAAUUGAGAAGACCGACACAAUAUACACCCAAUACUAUCGAAUUUCAAAAUGUAAACAGAGUACAGAACACCGUUUCUCAAAGAUGGGAAUCGUCUCUAACACAGGCUGUCCGUACUACUGCUCCAGAUUCUGACACAUUUGUCCGAAUUCCUUCAAGAGGAGCACCCAGUCCUAUGAGAUCAGCUCUAACAAUCGCACCAGCACAACCUUUCAAUCCUCAAAGUCAAAGCAUCUUAGAUCCAGUUCCCCUUCCUGAACAGACCGAACCGUAUUUUCCUCCAGAACAUCCAAUCCUUCCUGUAAAAAAGGAGGAGGAACCAAAAAAGUUGGAAAAACCACCGAUAUCCAAACCAAAAAGUCCUUUUACGAAAGCUCUAGAAAUUGCACCGGACAGGCCAUUUACUCCGGCUGGUGGAGUACCGUUAACACCGCCACCGGUUAAGAAAAAGCCUAAAGAUGCUUUGGAUAAACUUCUAGAUGAACUCCCUAGACCUGGCGAGAAGCUUGAUAUGAGAUCUGCUCUAACAACAGCACCUGACAGAUCCUAUACGCCAUUAUCAACCGAAUAUAGUAGUACUUCAGAAGAAACCAAAAGUAUGAAAGAAAGCGCAUACAAUAUCGAUAGAUCUCACCUCGUGAAGCCUUUAAAACCUGAAGAAUUGCCUCAAUCGUUUAAAAUGAACACACAGGAGCCGAAGCCUCCUAGUUAUUACGCUCCGGCAGUUAUCGAAGAGAGAAUUAAAUCAGAAACGGAAUUGGAAGAAAUGCGUAAAGCAACUAAAAGCAAAGAAACAAGAAUAAUCGAAGAAGAAACCAUGCAACCUGGUCAGAUCACUCAGCAAAUUAUAACCCAAGAAGCACAAUCAAACCCAGGCACUUUUGCACCUUUAUUUCAAGGAUUCUCUUGCUCGUUUAAGAACAAGACCGAUCAUUCACAGUUUUCUAUAGAAGUUUGCACCACCCCGCCGGUUCCAACUCCUCCUCCAAAACCACAAACACCUAUUUCUUAUAUUGCAACAGUCGAAGAGAGACCAGCAAAGAUUACUAAGCAAAAAAUUAUUGAAGAAAAGUCUGGAUCAGAGGAAAUGAUGAAACGACAAGAAAAAACGAGCAUGGAAACUAAACAACAAUAUAUACAAAAGAGAGAUGUGCAAAAACAAGAUGUACAGAAGCAAGCUGAAGAAGUUAUUCAAGUUAAACCAUUGCCAGUUACUACGUUGUUACAUAAGCCUGAGACACUUCCCAGUUAUCAGAUGGAUUUAAAAGCUACAGCUGAGGCGGAUUUGAUCUUAAUGGAGAAACGCCAGAAAGCUCAGCAGAGAUUGGAAGAGCAGAAGAGAGAGCGCGAACAGCAGAAGAUUGCUGAAGUCUCCACUACACAGAAAACGGUUCAAGGAAUUUCCAUCCAACAAGAGGCUUUGCCUCCAAAACCUAUUAUUAACAUAGACCCGAGUGAAGCUAUGAACCCAUCACCCUCAGUUCACUUUCAACCCGUUUCUGAAAAACCACCCAGUACUACAUUUUCUCCUAGACCCAGAUCGAUUACUCCGAGCAUGAUCAACAAAGCUCCACCUCUACUUCCUUAUUACCAGGACAAUUUGGUAGCGCAAUUUCACUCUGCUGUCGGAUCAAACGUUUUGGAUCCUACUACUCCGGAAAUCUCCAGAUCCCCCAGUCCUCAUCCUGAAGCGCGCAGUCGUAGUCCUUCGCCGUUCCCUUCGAGAAGACAGGAACGAGCUAAAUCCCCUGCUGAAGGACCUCCUCCCAAUCCGUUACAAUCUUCCAGACCUCUUCCUACACCUCAAGAUUUUAAAAUACAACAAGCAAAAGAAAACGUUAAGACAUAUUUAUCAGGUUAUAAGAGUCAUGAGGAAGUUUCAGGACAUGCAGCUGAUAUUAGUCAAGUCAGUCAGAACGUUGCUUAUCCAUUAUCGAGUGCUCAAGCGUGUGUGCAGACUGGUAAAGUUCAACAACAGGUAGAUAGCUGCGAGAAACAGCGUUUGCAAAUAACUGACGCUCAAAAGCAGGAAUGUCAAGUUGCUAAAAGUUCAGACAGGAUAUCGACGACAAAUAUAUCUGAGAAGUCUCACCAAGAACAACUAGCUGCAGAACGGCAUUCUCAAUCACAGACCGUUGAAAGAUCUGCUGACGGGAUAACUCAGGUUCAAAGAAAGAAAAUUGUAACUGAAGAAUAUGAGAAGAGUCAUAAAGAAACUAAUAUUCAAAUCGAGAAAAACGUUACUUCAGUAAACCGGAGGCCUUUUUCAAAAGUUAAUGUUCCUUUAGUCGAAGGACCCACUGCUCAAUCAUUUCACGUUACCAAUCCUCGACAUUUGUCUUUUGAAUCUAAAGAACUACUCAUGUCUCAGCAAGAGUCUGAGAAGCUUAACACUCAAAACACCUUGCAAGAAGCAUCUCAAAAGUUAUCGUGUCAAAAUUCAGAUACCAAUCAAAACCAGUCAUCUCGAAUUCCUUCCAGUUGUCCUGUUCAACCUCCUGUCCGUCAUGUUUAUCCUCCCGGGUCACUUGCUUCUAUUAAGCACGUGCAGCCGCCAUGUGCUAGCCAAAAACCUAGUCAAAACGUUACCAAACCCAAUGUUCCUAAACCCACUGUAGGUUCUGGCAAAGGAAGACAAGCGGGUGGUAUCAAGGUGGCGCCUAACAGGGGCAGAGGGGUGCUGAACACUGGAUCGUUGAGUGGUCCCAGGGUACCAUUGUGCGGACAUUGUCACGGUCAGAUAAGGGGACCGUUCAUUACCGCUUUAGGAAAAAUUUGGUGCCCUCAACACUUCGUCUGCGCAACUCCUUCCUGUAAACGCUCACUGCAAGACCUAGGAUUUGUAGAGGAACAAGGACAGUUGUACUGCGAGUACUGUUUUGAACAGUACCUCGCACCACCCUGUUCAAAAUGUAACGCUAAAAUUAAAACUGAUUGUUUGAAAGCCAUCGGAAAGAACUUCCACCCCGAAUGCUUCAACUGCUACUACUGUGGUAAACUAUUCGGCAACGCAGCGUUCUUCUUAGAAGAUGGUAAUCCGUAUUGCGAAAAUGACUGGAAUGAACUUUUUACGACAAAAUGUUUUGCCUGUGGUUUCCCGGUAGAAGCAGGCGAUCGCUGGGUUGAGGCUUUGAACAACAAUUAUCACAGUCAGUGCUUCAAUUGUACGAUGUGCAAGAAGAACUUAGAAGGACAAAGUUUCUUCGCCAAAGGAGGACGUCCGUUCUGCAAAAACCACGCACGCUAACCACUGAUUAACUAUUUCUACAACCACAGGGUGGUUUUUUACAUUAGUCCAAUAAAUUAUACAGUUCCGAUAACAGCAUUAAGAUAUAUGGUUUAAUUAUUUAAUUAGAUACAGUAAAAAAUACCCCAUUAGUUAUUGAAAUAUUAUUUAUUUGAUUUAACCAUAUGUCUCUUAUACUAUUAUUUGUUCUGUAUAAAAAAUAACAUGAUGUAUGUACACUUGCACAUAUAAGCAUGAGCACUGAACCACCCUAGUUACCAUUAAUUUAUUUUUUCCUUGCUUAUACAAUUUUUGAAAGGCCAUGUCUUGCUUAAUUAUUUUUAGUUCAAGUUAAGUCAAUUAAUUUAUGUUAAAAUGUAAAAUGUCAUUUAAAUUGUAUUUGUGGUAGUUUGUACAAAACAAAAAUAAGAACCUCUUUAAUAAUGUUUUUUUCCAACACUGAUUCAACUAUUUACUUUCGUAAAUACAAAAAUAACGAAUCAGAAUGGUACAUGAUGUUUUGUAAGGUUUUGUCUUACAUUAAAGUGUAAUUGUGUAAAUUUAUGUUGAAUUUUUGAUUCUCUUUCGUGGGAAAUAAUAAAAAUGCAAUGAUAUUUAAUAAAUGAUUAAUUUACGUACUGUUUCUGUCUCAGUCUCUCUGCACUGUUAUAUGUAUAAAGUUUAUAUGUUUUCAUUAAAGGUAACAAGAGAGAGAAAUGUAUUUAUUAAGUUAAAUAAAAGUUUAUUUUCUAUUUUUCUUGAAAAGUGUCAAUUUAUAAAUGAAGCACGGGCUUUAUAAAGUUAAAAUAGUGUUUCUGAUAUAAACUAACUAAUUUUCAAUUUGUUUAUUCCUUUGAUUAUUGUAGAUAUGUUAAUAUCUAAUGUUACUUUUAAUUGUUUCUUGAUACGUCAAGUUGUGCCAUGAUAUUUAGUGUAGGAGGAUUGUUAGACAGCAUAUGUAAUAUUUACCAUGUAUAAAUAAAUGACUAAGAUUAAG